AAAAAUAGUAAUUUUUUACUAAAACGAUGAAGAAACUUAAGAUAAAAAAACCGCUGAAGAGAGCAACAAUAAAACGGAAUAAAGUCGUAGAUGAAAAUAGCCAAACAGAGAGUACUGAAGGAUACAGUACUGCAGAUGAAACCGAUAACACUAACAACGAAGAAAAUCGACUAGUAACGAUAAAAAACGGAAAAUUCGUUUACGAUAUUAAAUUUGGAACUGUUAAAUUCAUAACAGCUGUUACGAUGGUACUGAUAUUUAUUAACACGAUAUUCUCGUUGUCUUUGUUCGAUUCUUCGAUAAGAAUACGCAGUCAUUUGGGGUAUUUCAUCAACAUGGUUUCCAACACAGCCGAAGGAGCGAAACUGCCCAUUUUCCAAUCACUACCAGUUCUGAUAUUCCUAAUUUUCGACCUGAUCUUUCUAUUCGCGCUCUGGAAGAUAUUCAAAAGGAAGAAACAGCGAAAAUACAACUGGUUGCUAUUCGUUAUUAUCAUCGCCCAUUUAGCUCUCAUCAUCCUCACCUUCAUCUUGUUAUUCGUCAUCAUGGGCCACAUUUACGGAGGACACGUGUACAUCCACGAUGGUAUCAUGGAAGCCAUGAAGAACUACUCGAGCAACUCCUUAUUCAAAAAACAAAUCGAUAGCUUGCAAAUAGAAUUCCAAUGCUGCGGCAGCAAGAAGUACGACGAAUGGUACAACAUCCAAUGGUACGACGCGAGCCUGAUAAAAAAAGGCCACGCGGAGAAGUCCAACGGCAACACGCCCUUCAGCUGCUGCUCCAUGUCCUCUCUGUCCCCUUGCGUUCACCACAACAUAGAGAACACGGGGAAGGGCUACUUGUACACCCCCGAGCAGAACUUGAGCAUCUCCACGACGGGCUGCCACGAGAAGAUCCUGACGAAGACGCGCCAGGUCGGCUGGAAGAUCAUCGGGAACCUGCUGAUUUUUAUCGUCCUGCAAGGAGUGGUGCUGGUUGGGAUGAGGCUCUUGCAGACUGCUCAUUACGCUAGUAAAUUCGCGUUCGGGGGGCACAAUAGAGUUUAUACGGCGUGGAUUUUCGGUAGGGGGGUUAUGAAAAAUUCGAUCGCGCCCGAUGAUGGUCCUCCGCCUGUACCGCCCGUGCCGGAUGAGUUGAAAUGA
Molecule: messenger RNA, 1142 nt
Organism: Phyllotreta striolata
Lineage: Eukaryota; Metazoa; Arthropoda; Insecta; Coleoptera; Chrysomelidae
Source: the annotation of a GenBank genome assembly